AUGAAUAUUACUCAAUAUAUCCCUGAACAGUUCUCGUUCUUAAAUGGACGUUUAAUAUUUGGAGAUCGGAUUGAAACUACAAUUGUUGGCUUUUGUUUGUCUACUGUUGUCGUUCUACUUUAUUAUCUUAUUCGGCGAUCGCAAGCGAAAACUCGAACAACGGAAAACGCGAAUCGAUUUCGUAAACGUGAUAAAGUACUUCAUUAUGGAAAACGCUUUCUACGUACCAUGCGAUCGUAUUCGUCUACUGCACGAAAUCGCAUUCGACGUAAAACACGAAGAUUUCAUCAACAAAAAGCUCCAUCAGAGCAAAGCUAUCUUUCACAACGUAAACCUCCGGAAUUCUUGCUAGACACGGAUGGUGAUGGAGCCGAUGGAUCUAAUCAACAUCAAAUUCCACCGGAAAUCUUAUAUCUAUUGAAAAGUGUCAAAGUUUUCGGUCAUUUUGAACGGCCUAUUUUUCUUGAACUGUGCAAGUAUUUAGAAAGUAAAACUGUUCUCGCUGGUGCUUAUAUUUUUCGAAUUGGUGAUGCUGAUGAUAGUUUAUACAUAGUACAAAAAGGACUUCUACACGUAUUUAUUACAGACGAAAAACAUCAUCGACAUUUGAUUAAAGAAUGUGUGGAAGGUGAUACAGUGUUUUCUCUACUAAGUAUGGUAGAUGUGAUGACUGGUCAUAGUAAACCAUUUAAAACUGUUAGUUGCAAAGCAAUUGAAGAUAGUAUUGUACUGAAAUUACCGGCAGUUGCCUUUUUGAAUGUAUUCAAAGAAUACCCGGAAUGCAUGGUUCGAAUUAUUCAAAUUCUGAUGAUUCGACUUCAACGUGUUACAUUUCUUGCUCUUCAUGAUUAUCUUGGUUUGACAACCGAAUUGACUCGUUCAUUUAAUGAUACAUUUCGUGGUCAAUCAGUUCAUAAAACUCAAAAAGAUGCUCAUCACAACAAAAUAAAACGUCAACAAAGUCUUAUCCAGCCUAAAUCUGUUCCCGAUACAACAACACCUUCUAUUGAUGUACUAAGCAAUACAACUGAUGAACAAGCAGAUAACAAUAACAUUCAAUUAUCACGGUCGAUCUCUACAACAUCGUAUACUUCACCUUCGUCAGAUCAUACUCAAACUGUCACACCAGAAAUUAGUGAACAGACUAAUGAAUUCGAAGGUUUGUCUGCACCAACGACAACUGAGCGAACUGUAUCGGUUUCCAUACCUAUGGAAAGACGUUUAUCGACUUUUGCUGGUCAGCGAUCGAUGAGUGUGGUGGAAAGAAACUACAUGAAACCAGAUUUUGAAGAAGCAGCAGCUCGUGCUCGAGUAAAAAAUUCGUUAGAUACAACGUUCUUUGAAAAACAUAAGAUAAGUUAUCCAAAUGUGUCGCAAAAUCGAACAUCCAACUCAUCCGCCGGCCAUCGACGACCAAGUUUCUCCGACCCUGAUUACGGUCAUCAAUACUCUCGAUCAGCAGGCUCAGGUAGUGAUAGUGCUGGAAGUGAAUAUAACGAGCGCAUGGACAGCUCAAAUCUACAAUCGGAAUGGCCACAAGUUCGAGAAGCUUUAGCUAAAGCUCUUGGUUUUGAAGGAGAUGUCACAUUGCUUGAUGAUAAAUUUCACAUGCACCGUCUACCAGACAGAUAUACUCUGGCUCGAGAAGGUGAACAGUUGAAUAAAUUGUUCUUUGUCAUACAUGGGGCAAUCGCGGCUCAUAUGCGAGAAAUAAGUGGAUCAAAGAAAGAGCGUAUUAUGUUCAUCAAUCGAGAAAAUGAAGUUAGCGGUCUUGUCAGUGUUCUUACUGGUGAACCAACACUAUUCUCUUACCGAACACAUGGUUUAACAGAUAUUUGUACAUUAACAAAAGAGAGCAUAUAUGACCUAUUGCGUAUUCAACCAAGUUUAGUCUUAUCGAUAGCAGCCACAAUGGUUCAACGAAUGUCACCAUUAGUACGUCAAAUAGAUUUUGCUCUGGAAUGGAUGCUCGUCGAAGCUGGAAAAGCUUUAUACCGACAAGAUUAUAAACCACAAAAUGUUUAUAUUGUUCUCAAUGGCCGUGUUCGAAGUGUCUUAUUGACACAAGACAAGAAACGCCGUGAAUUGAUUGGUGAACAUGGUCGCGGUGAAAUGGUUGGUCUCAUCGAAGUUUUAAUGGAAAUGCCUCGACAAUCAACAACAAUUGCUGUUCGUGAUACGGAAUUAGCGGUAAUUCCAUCGGGGCUUCUAAAUUAUAUCAAAUGGCGUCAUCCACGAGUCGUUUCACAUUUGAUUCACGUAUUGUCACAAAAAAUCUAUGGAACCAUGCAAAAUACUUUGACCAAUAGUGUUGGUUUAACAAUGCCAUUAGCUGAUGAGGAGUUUCAAGAUCAAACGACUGCACUGAACAAAAACUUAUCAACUGUUGCCAUUGUUGCUGCAUCGUAUGACGUUCCACUUGAUUCAUUCACAUGUGAACUUGUUCAUAGUCUACUGGCAAUCGGACCGACACUUCAUUUGACACAACAAUUAAUCAUCGAUCGAUUUGGUGAUAGUGCAUUCGAAAGUAUCAACGAUUAUCGGUUGAGCGCAUGGCUUGGUCAACAAGAAGAAUUACAUAAAAUUGUUGUGUAUCAAUGUGAUAAACAAUUAACGCCGUGGACCAAACGAUCACUUCGGCAAGCUGACUGUAUUCUCAUCGUUGGUAUUGGAUGGAAAGAACCAGUCAAAGGAUCAGUUGAAAAUGAAAUUGAACGAAUAGCAGUUCGAGCUCAAAAAGAAUUAAUUCUUUUGCAUCGUAUGGGUAGUUUAAAACCUAAGGGUACUGCACAAUGGUUAAAAGAACGGAAUUGGUGUACAUUUCAUCAUCAUGUUCGAUGUCCGGAGCGUGUUUUUCAAAACGUGAAUCUGGAAUGUUGGAAUGAUUAUACCGAUUUACUCGAGCCAGAUCCCGACCCAACAACCGAUUUUGCUCGUAUGGCACGCUUUCUAACUGGAACAGCUAUUGGUCUUGUUUUGGGCGGUGGUGGAGCUCGUGGCUGUGCUCAUGUCGGUAUUAUACAAGCUAUGCAUGAAGCUGGUAUACCAAUUGAUCUCAUUGGUGGAACAAGCAUCGGAGCAUUUAUGGGUGCAUUGUGGGCCGAUGAAUUGAAUAUCAAAGGGUAUAUUGAACGAGCAAGGGAGUGGUGCAAGAAAAUGACAUCUUUUUGGAGAAAAUUAAUUGAUUUAACAUAUCCAAUAACAAGUAUGUUUACAGGUGCUGGAUUCAAUGAAACAAUCGAGGAAGCUCUUCUCGAUGUACAAAUUGAAGAUUUAUGGAUUCCAUAUUUUUGCAUCACAACAGAUAUAUCCGCAUCAAAAAUGCGUGUACAUACGACAGGUAAAAUUCGACAUCUUUCUUUUUCCUCUUCCUCUCUUUUGAAAGAAAAACAACGAAAAAAGACGAAGUGUUUGGCGUUACGAUCAUUAUGGCGAUAUGUGAGAGCAUCGAUGAGUCUUUCAGGUUAUUUUCCUCCAUUAUGUGAUCCAAAUGACGGGCAUUUACUACUUGAUGGUGGAUAUGUAAAUAAUUUACCGGCUGAUGUUAUGUAUAAACUUGGGGCACAUACGGUUCUUGCCGUCGAUGUAGGUGCACAAGAUGAGCAGAAUUUCUAUAAUUUCGGUGAUCAGUUAUCUGGCUGGUGGCUUUUGUAUAAACGUUGGAACAUUUGGUCAACACCGGUUAAGGUGCCUGAGUUGAGUGAAAUUCAGACACGUUUAGCUUAUGUUUCAUGUCAAAGACAAUUAGAAAUAGUAAAAAAUUCUAACUUCUGUGAAUAUUUACGUCCACCAAUUGAUCGUUAUCGAACUUUACAAUUUGGUCUAUUCGAUGAAAUUCGAGAUGUUGGCUAUCAUCAUGGUAAAGCUGUGUUUCACGGUUGGUCAAAAUUGGAAUCGUAUGAUGCAGUUUUUCUCAAACAAAAGCUCAAAUCAUCUCGAGAAAAACAAUCGCGACUCCGUAAGCAAGAAUCGACUGCAACCAAAUUCAUCGAUCUAGCAGAAUUGAUAACACGUGUACCUGACGCAACUAAAGAAGAAGAUGACGAUGACGAUGAUGAUGACGACGAUGAAGCGAACGAUAAUGAUGAAAUUGAAACAACAAACACUGAAGAUUCGCACACUUCUAUAUCGAGUAAUACGAAACGGCGAAGAAGAAAAGUUUCACAUACAAGUCAUCGUUGGCUUAGUACAAUAAGCGGUGGUGGUAAACGAUAUAGACGGCGCGUUCGAUUACGUUCACGACCUGAAACACCAGUUAUGCCUGUUGAAACCGACAGUCAACGAACAUCAUCAGCAAUAGCUCCAAAUGAAGAUAUUUAA
Messenger RNA from Adineta ricciae, 4320 nucleotides. Lineage: Eukaryota; Metazoa; Rotifera; Eurotatoria; Adinetida; Adinetidae. The record is from the annotation of a GenBank genome assembly.